Molecule: messenger RNA, 3927 nt
Organism: Colletotrichum truncatum
Lineage: Eukaryota; Fungi; Ascomycota; Sordariomycetes; Glomerellales; Glomerellaceae
Product: copper-translocating p-type ATPase
Biological process (GO): monoatomic cation transport
Cellular component (GO): membrane
Molecular function (GO): ATP hydrolysis activity; ATPase-coupled monoatomic cation transmembrane transporter activity; ATP binding
Source: RefSeq, a predicted model, not a curated record
AUGGCUUGUGAAUCGGGAUGCUGUGGCCCGCCCAAGGACCCGGCGCCCUCCCUUGGAGGUGACGGCUCACCCACGGUGCCAAACCGCGUCAAUUGCAGCGAUAACGCGAUUAAUCCACUUAAAGAGAACGAUGAAAUUGUUGAAAGCUGCAGUUCUAGCGACAUGGACAAUGCGACUUGUUCCGAUGGCUGCUGUGGCCCCAGCGAUGCAACGCUGAUAGCUGUUGAAAGGGCGCGUAUGAAUUACAGCGAUAUCGAUAAUGGCUGCCAGAAUACGUGCGACACUCCAAUCAAAAUCAACAAAGGAGUCGAGGAAGUCAAAAAAAACGAACAUUCUGCCAAAGCUGAGGGCAAUUGCGGCAAGGGAUGUUGUGGUGCAACCAGCCCGCCUAAUACGACUGAUCCAUCCAGCAACAAGGACAGUUGCGAAGGCUCCAGCUGCGAAGCGAAGCCCAGGACGGAUGACAGCAGUAAGAAAGGGUGCUGCGAUCUCAAACCUACUGAAACCGUUGAUUCUUCUUGUGUUCCGGAGAUUGAGACUGAGAAGACGUGCGAAGAUGGGUGUUGUGGCGACAAGACGGGCGAAAAGGUCGACAAUUGUUGUGGCCCCAAGACUGUGGCUACUGAAGAUCAUUGCAAGAAGAACUGCUGUGGAAACACUGACGAUACGGUCAAAGAAAUAAGAGCCAGCGAGGCAGCUGCCGAGGAAGACGGUGACUGCAACAAAGGAUGUUGUGGUUCUACCCCAAAGACCAAGCCAGUCGAAACAGACGCUGUCAAUCGUCGUGCGGCAGACAACAAUUGCUGUUUCCCGCACUCUGAGUCGGGCGGAGAGAUUAGAAAACGUGGUUGCUCGUCUACCUCUGCUGUGAAGCCGACAGUCGAAAAGGCGCCCAGUUGUUGCGAAGGCAAGACGUCGCCUUGCUGCAACUCAAGCUGUAUCGAUCGUCUUGCUUUACGGGAGUGUACGAAGGAAAGCUCUGUAGCUACCCGCACCCUAGGGAAAGGUUCGACUAGAGAGGGCAGUUGUACUGGAGGCCGAGAUGGAAAGCCAUGUCGCCGUCAUGCGCGGAGCGUCCGUGAAAUUUACCAAGCCAAGCUGGAGGCUUUGGGUUGCAUUUGUCGUGCCCUCUUGGCUCUUGGACAAGAGUCUUGCUGCGCGCCCAAUGAACGCUCAUCCUUCAAGCGGAAGCAAUUCUUGUCCAAACCAUCUCGUCCUCGCUCAUCUGUCGACUCGUGCUGCGCGCCUGGAACAAGCGGACAAGCAACUCAAACGAAGAAACGGCCAGGACCAAAGAAAGGCUGUCGUCCCGUUAGCCCAAAGAAAGAGGGAGGCGGAUGUGCCGAUGGCUGUUGUGCUAAGCCGAAGGCUCUGAACAACGCUGGAGCCUGUGCCGAUGCGUGCGGCGACGACGACAUAUCGCCUGUCCCCAUUGGGAUAAACAAACACGUCGUUCAAGAAUCACUCCGUGAAACCGACCUAGAAAAAGGCCUACAUGGAAGAGAGCAUGUCAUUCUCAGCGUGUCUGGCAUGACAUGCACAGGGUGUGAGACUAAGCUCAAACGUACCCUUGCGACUCUCUCCGCCGUGAAGAAUCUUAAAACCAGCUUGGUGCUUGCCCGCGCCGAAUUCGACAUGGACUUGAGUGCUGCUUCUCCAGAAGAUAUUAUUAAACACCUGGAACGAACGACUGAGUUCAAGUGCGAAAAGAUUAGCAGCGAGGGGGCUAGUCUCGACCUACUCUGUCCUGGCCAGCCUGAGGAUUUCAUCAACCAGCCAUGGCCAAAAGGCGUCACAGACAUCCGCAUAAUUGAAAAGAAGUUUCUCCACGUCGAAUUUGACGCAGAAAUCAUUGGUGCUCGGGAUCUAGUCGAGAAGGGCUGGGCAACUCCCAUGGAACUCGCACCUCCUCGUGCCGACCCGACCCUUCAGGCUGGUGGAAAACAUGUCCGCAACGUUGGACUGAUGACUUUGCUCUCCAUUGUUCUCACUGUUCCGGUUCUCGUAAUGGCUUGGGCCCCCUUGCCGAAGAACGAGAUUGCUUAUGGUUCCGCCUCAUUAGCACUAGCAACCAUUGUUCAGGUUGUGAUUGCCGGGCCAUUCUAUCCAAAGGCCUUGAAGAGCUUGAUUUUCUCGAGAAUGAUCGAGAUGGAUUUGCUUAUCGUGCUCAGCACAAGUGCAGCAUACAUUUUCUCUGUUAUUUCGUUCGGCUAUCUCGUCUCACACAAGCCGCUUUCGACGGGGGAGUUCUUCGAGACGAGUACUUUGCUCGUUACCCUGAUCAUGGUGGGCCGAUACGUGAGCGCUCUUGCCCGCCAAAAAGCUGUGGAAUCCAUCUCAAUCCGGUCUCUACAAACAUCAAACGCCAUUCUACUUGAUCCCUCUCAAGGACAGAAAGAGAUUGACUCACGUCUACUUCAAUACGGGGAUAUCUUCAAGGUCGUCGCGGACUCUCGCAUUCCCACCGACGGCACCGUCAUCUCAGGCUCAUCUGAGGUUGACGAGUCAAUGAUUACUGGAGAAUCUAAAGUCGUCGACAAAUACCCGGGCUCGGCAGUCAUCGCAGGCUCGAUUAAUGGCUCUGGGUCGCUUGAUGUCCGUUUGACACGGUUGCCAGGCGACAAUACCAUUAGUACUAUCGCCGGCAUGGUCGAUGAAGCCAAGCUUUCCAAGCCCAAGAUACAAGACAUCGCUGACCGCGUCGCAUCAUACUUUGUCCCUGUCGUGGUUGCCUUGACAAUUAUAACUUUUGCCAUCUGGAUAGCAAUCGGCAUCGCCGUACGCAAGCAGUCUGGCUCCGAAGCAACCAUUCAGGCUGUUACAUAUGCGAUUACCGUUCUCAUCGUUUCGUGUCCCUGCGCCAUAGGUCUCGCUGUUCCGAUGGUCAUUGUAAUCGCGACUGGUGUGGCCGCUGAACGUGGUGUCAUAUUCAAAUCCGCCGAGAGCAUUGAGGUGGCCUACAAAACCACGCACGUUGUGUUCGACAAGACUGGAACCCUUACUCAAGGAAAGCUGAGCAUUGUCCAUGAAUACUACCUCAACAAUGACCAGAACGGCACACAGGCACUGCUUCUUGGCCUAAUUGGCAGUAGCAAGCAUCCGGUAUCCGCGGCCGUUGCUACUCAUCUCAAGACGAGAGGUAUUUCCGAAACGGAAGUCCCUGACGCCAAAGCCUUGACUGGAAAAGGAAUUGAGGCGACGGUUCGUGGAAGUAUACUUCGUGCUGGCAACUCAAGGUGGUUAGGUCUCUCAUCAGACCCCAAGGUCGAAUUCAUUCUGUCACAGGGAUGCACUGCGUUCUGCUUUACCGUGGACGGUACAAUGGCUGCAGUGUUUGGUCUAGAAGACUCAGUGCGGCCUGAUGCUCUGACAACCAUUUCUAAGCUUCGAGCCUCUGGAAUCGAAAUCCACAUUCUUUCCGGAGAUGACGAUGGAGCCGUCCGGAAAAUCGCCACCCAAUUGGAUAUCCCCGAGGCUAACAUACGAUCACGUUGCAAUCCUGGUGAUAAACAGGCGUACAUUCAAAAUCUUCUAUCCGCCCCUUUUGUUCAUUCCCACAAAAAGCCUAAAAAGCCUGUCGUAAUCUUUUGCGGCGACGGGACGAACGACUCCGUUGCACUGGCUCAAGCUACAAUCGGUGUCCACAUGAAUGAGGGCACUGACGUCGCCAAAUCCGCAGCAGACGUGGUCUUGAUGCGCCCCAGUUUGGCUGGAAUCCUUGUUACUAUAGCCAUAAGCCAGAAGGCAAUUCACCGAAUUGCUUUCAAUUUUGGCUGGAGCUUCGUCUACAACUUGUUCGCCAUCCUUCUUGGAGCAGGCGCAUUCGUCAACGCCCGCAUCCCGCCCGAAUUUGCUGGUCUCGGAGAGCUCGCUAGUGUCUUGCCAGUUAUUGCAGCUGCAGUGCUGUUGCGCUGGAGCAAAGUGUGA